CAAUUCGCACUCUUCACUCCUUCCCUGCCCAUUUACUCUCUCUCUCUCUAGAAAGCUUGUGUAUAUUUUCCUCUUCUUCAAGAGCUCAAAUGCUCCAUUAAUGGCUUCUAGCCUAAAUCAUGUACCGUGUAUACACCUCCGAUAUUAAUAAAAAUUUCCCGUUGGCAAGGUACCGCCAAAAAAGGCCCGUGGUUUUCUCCCGAUUUGGGUUUCCACGUAAAAAUCCCCGUGUUUUAAUCGUUUUAGCCGGACUAAAAACGAUAUACCGGUCGAUAAUUUACACCAUCAUUUUGGCGUCACCCGUGGGACCGAGAGUUUACCCAUUGAAUACCAUAAAUGAGAGAGAGAUCAAAUAGAAAAACAAGGAUGGCUACACGAGAGAAAAGAGAGAGGGGGAGCAUGAUACUUUUUUUUCUUUCCUCCCCACGCCAACAACAAAAAAAAAAAGGAAAAGAUACACAAAAGCCUAUUGUUCGAAUAUUUGCAGAUGGAGUGCUGCCAUUCCUCAAAAAGGGCGAUUGUUAUGCUAAAAAACACCAUCAACCUGCUGCUACAAACAAGCCACAGCUAACGGAAGGAGCAGGAGAUCAAUGCGAGAAGGAGCCAAAUUUCAUCGACGUAUUUGCUGUCCAAUAUAUCGGUCCGCCGCAACCAUUGUUCCCGGGGUUUGCUUCCGCCAUUGCUCGGACGCACAACCUCCAUAGACUGAUUAAGCCGCCCAAGUCCAUCACUGCCGCUGGUUCUAAAGCUUGUUCGCAGCCGCCGUCACCGAUCUUCAGAAUUGCCGCUCGCUCGCCAUCACUCGGCCUUAUCCAAGGUUAGAUUUGGGCUCUACCCCGGUUGUGGUCUUAUGGAGCAGCCGCCACUUACAUUAACCGCCAUAUGAGGAAUCUCCAAAUCAUAAAAAAACAAAAAAAUCAGUGGCUAGAUCGUCCCAAUUUGAGGUCUACAGGAGCGAGUGGGUGCGAAUUUGCUUCCGCCCCUCGAAGAAUAAAGGUCCCCACCUAUCCCUUCUCUCUCCUGCUGUUUUUCCGAUCAAAAUGGUACAACCGGAAUUGGACCUCCGCGCCUACUCGAUGUCCCGCGCAAUUGCUCCACCGUCGGAGAAAGUUAUCGUCGCCGACAAAGCAGAUAGGCCGAUCUCCGAGGCGGUACUGGCCUGGGCUCUGUCUCACGCCGGGUGUCCCGGAGAUUGCAUUACGCUUCUCGCCAUUUUUACCAGAUCAAAAACCUGAAAAGAAAAGGUUUUGGCGGCUCCCUGAGCUGAACGGUGACUGCAGUAAUGACUGGGUGAACUCGCCGACGGAUUUGGUAGUGCAAGGGUCUAUCACGAGAGGAGGGGUAGGGCUGUGCACCGCCAUUGUUGCUAUAAGAGCUUUCCGGCGUUGUUUCUUGUAAUUUUCUCUAUUAGAACUUGGACCUACGCGCACCCUAGUUCGACAUACACACCGCCGAAAGAAAUUUGUUUGUAGCCGGCCACCAAGGAACCUUUUUUUUCUUCAGAUCUACAACCGCAGGGACCUUUGCCGUUGUUGCUGCCUGAUUGCACCAUCAGGGCCGCUAUUCUCGAGAGCUGUCUGCGGCUGAAGUUGCUAGAGUCCUAUCUUUAUCUCCGUCGCCAUUUCCAUCUAAUGCGGGAACUGGCCGCCAAUAACAUGCAACUACUAAUCAAAUGGACAAAUACAAUCUGACAAAGGGAGCCAUUGAUUCAUUGUCAAAGAAUCAAAUCUGGAAACUAUUGCUUCAAGGAUCUGAUUUUGAGGAAAAUUCCAAAUGCCUACACGUGGAGAUGUUGGCACAUUAAAAGAUGUUAAUAUGAAGGCACAAGCAAAUUAAAACAAGGAGUAAUAAACACUACAAGGUACGAAGCAUUGAUUAUUGAAAGCUUCACCACAUGUUGGCAGGCACCACCCAUGAUGCAUGAAUUUGGACAUCUCGAUCCAUGUGUGAUUUGAAGAUAAAAGGCCCACAACAAGUGGACCUUGUACAUGCACGAUCAAGGAUAUGUUUUCAAAGAAUUUUAAAGGAAAGACUGAGACACAGGCCCGGACCUGGCAUGCCGGUUACUACACCGGUCUUGCUCAGUAUAAAAUAAAAAAAUAAUAAACCCAGAAGAGGGGCCCGGAAGAGGGUAUGCCUGCAAGAGGGCUGGACCUGGAAGAAGGUUCGAACCGUACUUACACGGGCCCAUGAGGUUUGACCGGUAUCGGGGAAUCAGCCGAGACUGGCAAACUGAUUGGGGACUAAAAGAUGCCCAUUAAAAGAAAUAGAAGAGGGAUCGUCCACCGUGGCGCAUCCUAUUUCCCCCUUCUCAGGGAAGACUUGAACGGGGGGUGAGCUAAGGCCUUCCCGGGAUAGUAAAUAUCAAAGGGCCAU
Cuscuta campestris is the source of this 2376-nucleotide messenger RNA. The record is from the annotation of a GenBank genome assembly. NCBI's taxonomy places the organism in Eukaryota, Viridiplantae, Streptophyta, Magnoliopsida, Solanales, Convolvulaceae.